GCGAGAUUGUGGUGAUAACGACGUGAACCUAAAAGCGAUCUCUCUCUAGAAUUAGUCGCCUCUUGCAACCGGCGGGAUAUCGCCACCAUAGAUAGCCAUGGACAAACUUUUUCUCACCGACACCUUCAGAAACCUUCUCCGGUUUGGCAAAAUCCAGACGGACAACAACAUCUUCCGCCUCCAUUACCGAUUCACUGGCGUGUUCCUGUUCGCCUCCAGCGUCCUGGUGAGUGCCACGCAGUUCUUCGGCAAUCCGAUCUACUGCAUCACGCACGAUGCCGUUCCGGAGUACGUUAUGAACACGUACUGCUGGGUGGAAGGCACCAUCACGCUCUCAAGAUCACUGAACGCGACCGUCGGCUCGCAAGUAGCGGCUCCCGGAGUGGACCAGAUGAGGAUCAGAGACACGGACCACGUCAUCGAGCACGCCUACUACCAGUGGGUCUGCUUCGUCCUCUUUCUGCAAGCGAUCAUGUUCUACUUUCCUCGCUGGCUGUGGAGGUCGUGGGAGAACGGAAGGAUACGAUCCUUGCUGCUGGAGCUGAACAAGCCCAUCCUCGAGGAUGACAAGAAAAACGCGCAAGUCAAUGCCGUCGUUCGGUACUUCCUCAGGCACAAGAGCCAGCACCAGAGCUAUGCCAUCAGGUUCUUUAUUUGCGAAGUGCUCAACUUUGUCAACGUCAUCGGACAGAUGUAUUUUCUCGACAAGUUCCUGGGUGGCAUGUUUACGACCUACGGUACACAGGUCAUCCAGUUCAUGAACGACGAUCCCGAAGUUCGUGUCGAUCCUAUGACCAAGAUUUUCCCAAAGAUAACCAAGUGCCGCUUCCACCGCUAUGGUACCUCCGGGGACGUUCAAAAGCAUGACUCCAUCUGCCUUUUACCGUUAAACAUAAUCAACGAGAAGAUUUACAUAUUUCUGUGGUUCUGGAUGAUCUUCCUAGCCGUCGUCACGGGUCUGACACUUCUGUACCGUAUUCUUGUGUGCGGUUUUCCGAGGUACAGGUACAUGCUGUUAAGAACCUUGAGCAAAAUGGUAGACCCAAAGUACAUGGACCAGAUCGUAAGGAAGGCCAGCUACGGAGAUUGGUUUGUACUCUACCUUCUCAAAGACAACAUACAGGGCAUUUAUUUCAAGGAGAUAGUCGAGACGUUGUCUACGCGACUAAAAGAAUAUCCUGAGCCGGAUCACAUGGACAGUGCUCUUGAAACAAAAGCAUGAAUACUUUGCUUCGCAUGAAAAAAAAAAAUACCAAGAAUAUAAAAUACAUUUAUUAUCAAGCUACGGUUAUCAUUUAUAUUUCUUGAAUCGAUCAAGAGUGUACCGUCGCGGUCAAUGUGAGCUGCAAUGCAACAGUUCUACAUGCUUGGCGUGCCUGACAGUUUUAGAAGAAGCAUUGCUCCAGACAGAAGAGUUUAGGUGGCAUUGUUUGAUGUAUUUGACAAUUCGAAAGAUUCCUGAGCUUGAAGAGACCGCCGCAGGUUUAGCCAAAAACCGGAUCGAGUACGAGUUGCUGUUCAUAAUAUACGUUGACCGCAAUAUUUUUUGCACAAUAGUGGCUUAAUUUUUUUUUUUCGGUUUUGGAUCGUGGUAGCUUGGAGAAUAGGAACCAAAUAAAAUGGCUUUCAAUAAAUAAGCUGAUUUUAGCUGUAAUAGUUUUAUUGAUAUUAUUUCCGCACCCAAUUCUUGUUUUUUUUUUCUCUCAUAUCAUCUUUAUUUUUUGUCGAUCAGCUAGCUCGCAGUUCGCAUUUUUUUUUCAUGCUUAAAUUUUGGCACCAUCAUGUUUUUAUUUAGUUUUACCUCAAGCUGAUUUGCAUAUCCUUAUACUAUGGUUGUACACGUCUCCAGUUUAAUGGAGGCAGUUUUUAUUUGAAUCAAUAAAUAUGUAAAGUUAUAAUACUGUAA
This is a messenger RNA of Ixodes scapularis (black-legged tick), 1906 nucleotides long. Its product is annotated as innexin inx2. Gene Ontology annotation, molecular function: gap junction channel activity. Gene Ontology annotation, biological process: phototransduction. The transcript has a single exon. Lineage: Eukaryota; Metazoa; Arthropoda; Arachnida; Ixodida; Ixodidae. The record is from RefSeq and is a predicted model, not a curated record. Gene Ontology annotation, cellular component: gap junction; plasma membrane. The coding region runs from base 98 to 1222 and encodes 374 amino acids.